Mandrillus leucophaeus (drill) is the source of this 661-nucleotide messenger RNA. RefSeq names its product 60S ribosomal protein L7a-like. The transcript has 2 exons. NCBI's taxonomy places the organism in Eukaryota, Metazoa, Chordata, Mammalia, Primates, Cercopithecidae. The coding region runs from base 30 to 587 and encodes 185 amino acids. The record is from RefSeq and is a predicted model, not a curated record.
ACAAAGGCUCUCUCCUCCAGCCGCCCAAGAUGCCGAAAGGAAAGAAGGCCAAGGGAAAGAAAGUGGCUCCGGCCCCUGCUGUCGUGAAAAAACAGGAGGCCAAGAAAGUGGUGAAUCCCCUGUUUGAGAAAAGACCUAAGAAUUUUGGCUUUGGACAGGACAUCCAGCCCAAAAGAGACCUCACCCGCUUUGUGAAAUGGCCUCGCUAUAUCAGUUUGCAGCGGCAGAGAGUCAUCCUCUAUAAGCGGCUGAAAGUGCCUCCUGCUAUUAACCAGUUCACCCAGACCCUGGACCGCCAAACAGCUACUCAGCUGCUUAAGCUGGCCCACAAGUACAGACCAGAGACAAAGCAAGAGAAGAAGCAGAGGCUGUUGGCCCUGGCCGAGAAGAAAGCUGCUGGCAAAGGGGAUGUCCCCACUAAGAGACCACCUGUCCUUCGAGCAGGAGNAGGCGCUUUGGCUAAGCUGGUGGAAGCUAUCAGGACCAAUUACAAUGACAGAUACGAUGAGAUCCGCCGUCACUGGGGCGGCAAUGUCCUGGAUCCCGUCUGUGGCUCGUAUGGCCAAGCUCGAAAAGGCAAAGGCUAAAGAACUUGCCACUAAGCUGGGUUAAAUGUACACUGUUGAGUUUUCUGUACAUAAAAAUAAUUAAAAUACAAAUU